Molecule: messenger RNA, 7797 nt
Organism: Phalacrocorax carbo (great cormorant)
Lineage: Eukaryota; Metazoa; Chordata; Aves; Suliformes; Phalacrocoracidae
Source: RefSeq, a predicted model, not a curated record
CGCCCGUGCGCGUCCCCGCCCGGCGGCGGGGCGGGCCGAGCCGGGGCCGCAGCCGCAGCCGCAGCCGGGGCCGAGCCCAGCCCAGCGCAGCGGGACAUGGAGGCCGCGCCGGCGGAGCAGGGCCCCCCCGCGCCGCCGCCGCCGCCGCCGCCGCUCCCGGAGAAGAAGAAGAAGCCGCAGCGGGCGCCGUCGCCCGCCCGCCCCAAGGAGGUGCCCGGCUGGUCGCUGGCCAAGAGCCGGCGCGGCGGCGGCGGCGGGGGGCACCCGGGCGCGGCCCCGCGGCUGGCGGCGGGGGGCGCGCACCCGCACCCGCGGCGGGCGGGGGGCGGCAAGGAGGGGCGCCCCGAGAAGCGGGCGGCGGCGGCGGCCCGGGCCGGCGGCAAGGGGCCGGCGGGGCGCGGUGCGGUGCGGGCGAAGGGGCGGUGCCGCGGGGCGGAGACGGCGGCGGCCGGGGCGCGGCGGCCGGGAGCGGGGUCCGUGCCCGGGUCGGUGCCCGGGGCCGGGCUGACCGACAGCAGCUCGGAGGUGUCGGACUGCAGCGCCUCGGAGGAGGCGAAGCUGCUCUCGCUGGAGCUGGGGCUCAGCGGCAGCGACGGCGAGUCCCCGGGCAGCGCCCCGCCGCCGCCGCCCUCGGCCGGCGAGGCCUCGCCGCUGCCCGAGGAGCCCUCCAUGGCCUCCAUGGCCAGCAGCCGCCUGCAGCUCAGCACCUCGCUCGCCUUCUCCGACCUCACCGAGGAGCUCCUGGACGCCGGCACCGACGGGCUGCUCCGCGAGCUGGAGGACCUGCGCUCCGAGAACGACUAUCUCAAGGAUGAGAUCGAGGAGCUGCGUGCCGAGAUGCUGGAGAUGAGGGAUGUCUACAUGGAGGAGGAUGUCUACCAGCUACAGGAGCUCCGGCAGCAGCUGGACCAGGCCAGCAAGACCUGCCGCAUCCUGCAGUACCGUCUGCGCAAGGCCGAGCGCCGCAGCCUGCGUGUGGCACAGACGGGCCAGGUGGACGGCGAGCUCAUCCACAGCCUCGAGCAGGAUGUCAAGGUGGCCAAGGAUGUCUCCGUGCGGCUCCACAAUGAGCUGGAGGCAGUGGAGAAGAAGAGGAUCAGGCUGGAGGAGGAGAAUGAGGACCUGCGUCAGCGGCUCAUCGAGAUGGAGCUGGCCAAGCAGGUGGUGCAGAACGAGAUGGACAAGCUCCGAGAGAAUUCCCUGAAGAAGCGGGGCUCUCGCUCUAUGGGGAAGACCGAGAAGAAACCAUCAGUGCAGGAGGACAGCGCGGACCUGAAGUGCCAGCUGCAUUUUGCCAAGGAGGAGUCUGCCCUGAUGUGCAAGAAGCUGACCAAGCUGGCCAAGGAGAACGACGGCAUGAAGGAGGAGCUGCUGAAGUACAGGUCCUUGUACGGGGACCUCGACAGCUCCCUCUCCGUGGAGGAGUUGGCUGACUCUCCCCAUUCCCGGGAGGCUGAGUUGAAGGUCCACCUCAAGCUGGUAGAGGAGGAAGCCAACAUCCUCAGCCGGAGGAUAGUGGAGCUGGAGGUGGAAAACCGCGGGCUGCGGGCAGAGAUGGACGACAUGAAGGGCCAGGGGGACAGAGAGCUGCCGGGGCAGGACACACGGUUCCUGGCAGGUGUCUCUGGCUGCGGGGACGCGGGGGACACGGUGGCAGAGCUGCGCCGGCACCUGCAAUUCGUGGAGGAGGAGGCCGAGCUGCUGAGGCGCUCGCUGCUGGAGCUGGAGGACCAGAACAAGCUCCUCCUGAACGAGCUGACCAAGUACAAGUCGGACCAUGAGCUGGACGUGACGCUGUCAGAGGAUAGCUGCUCAGUGGUCAGCGAGCCCUCGCAGGAGGAGCUGGCCACAGCCAAGGUGCAGAUCAGCGAGCUGAGCGGCAAGGUGAAGAAGCUGCAGUAUGAGAACCGUGUGCUGCUCUCCAACCUCCAGCGCUGCGACCUGGCCUCCUGCCAGACCACCCGGCCCAUGCUGGAGACCGAUGCUGAGGCUGGUGACUCGGCGCAGUGCAUCCCCACUGCCGGCUGGAGGGACGGGAUGGGCAGCAGCGAAGCCGACGGGGAGGACAGGGUGCCCGGCAGUGGGAAGGUGCCCGAUGGUCCCGCCAAGCUGCUCAAGGCCAAGGACCUGGAGACCUUGCUGGGCAUCCGGGACCAGGCGACACUUGUCAGCAAAGCAAUCGACGUCUUGAUUUCAGAUGCCAAUGGCUUCACCUCUGGGCUGAAGGCUUGCAUGGACAACGAGUGCAUGGGGGGGCUGCUGGGUGAGGCGGUGGGUAGUGGCAGCGAGAGCCCCAGCGAUGCCAAGCUGAUGAAUGUGCUCCUCAUGCGGUUGGGUGUGCUCCAGCAGGACCUGGGCUGCUUCACAAGGAAGGUGGACCACCUCACCAGUGGCCUCAAGGAGCACACGGACUCUUUCCCCUUCUCUGGCCCCGGCAGCCACGACACCACCAAAGAGGGACUGCAGAAGGAGCAUGCCUCUGACUUCCAGCAGCCUGAUUUUAGGGACGCCGACCCUUACCGCAUCCCCCACACCAAGGACAUGGACCCCACGCAUCCCCGGAGCUACAAAACCUGCCGGCCUGAGGAGAACGACUCCUACGCCACCGAGAUGAAGGAGCUGCAGCUGGUGCUGUCAGAGGCCAACGAGAGCCUGCGGGGACUGCAGGAGCAGCUCUCACAGGAGAGACAGCUGAGGAAGGAUGAGGUGGACAACUUCUCACAGAAGAUCUGCCAGCUGAAGGAGGACCAUCAGAAAGCUCUGCUGCGGCGGGAGUUCGAACUGCAGAGCCUGAACUUGCAGAGGCGGCUGGAGCAGAAGUUCUGGAGCCAGGAGAAGAACCUGCUGGUGCAGGAGUCGCAGCAGUUCAGGCAGAGCUUCCUCCUGCUCUUCAUGAAGCUCAAGUGGUUCCUCAAGCGCUGGCGCCAGGGCAAGAUGGUGCACAGUGAGGGCGAGGACUUUUUGGAGGUGAACAGCAUGAAGGAGCUGUACUUGCUGCUGGAGGAAGAGGAGCUCGCCCCGCAGCAGCAGACAGACAACAAGACAUGCACUGGGGACAGCUGGACCCCCAACACGCCCAACGAGUGCAUCAAGACGCUGGCAGACAUGAAGGUGACGCUGAAGGAGCUGUGCACCGAGCUGCGGGAGGAGCGGCGCAGCGCCAGCGAGCUGCAGCAGCAGUUCACCAAGGCCAAGGCUGCCUGGGAGAUGGAGCGCGCCGAGCUCAAGUGCCACAUCGCCCAGCUGGAGUCAAAGGCAGGCAAAGGGAUCACGGAGCGCACACUGCCAGACUGGAAGGUAGCGUUGAAGAGGGAGCGUGAGGAGCACCAGCAUCUCCUAGCCGAGUCCUACAGCGCCGUCAUGGACCUCACCAAGCAGCUGCAGAUCAGCGAGAAGAACUGGAACCAGGAGAAAGUGGAGCUGCUGGCCCGCUUCAAGGAGGAGCAGCAGCAAGCAGAGCAGCAAGCAAAGGACCUGCAGAACAAAAUCAACCAGUUGCAGAAAGGAGCCAACCCUUGGGCAUUGAAGCACUCUGAAAUGGAGAAGCAUGGCAGCAACUGGAAGGAGGCUCUCAAUGAAAAAAUCACAGACAAAGAGACAAUCGCUGAAGCAGAAGCCAAGGGAACCAACCUCAAAAGGACCAAGUCCGUUUCCUCCAUGUCAGAGUUUGAAAGCUUGCUCGACUGUUCUCCCUACCUCCCUGGAAAGACCACACCGGGGUUGGGUGACCAUUCCCGGGGUAAAAAGGCAUCUGCAGCCACCCAGCUGCUGCCCAACGGGAUCCGGGAUAGCACCAGUGUUCCUCCGUCAAACUGUACAUAUGUGAAUAUUGAGCAACCUGCCCCCGACAGCCUGGCCAAGGAGAAGCUGGGCAUCUCCUCCUGGGACUACUCAAAGGCAAGCAGCCUCUCUGGGCAUGACCCAGCCCAGAAGCAAAUGCAGAGGAGCUACACAGCGCCUGACAAGACAGGGAUCCGCAUCUACUACAGCCCGCCGGUGGUGCGGCGGCUGGAGGCACCUCUGGUGCACAACAAGGAGGGGAAGAUAAUGAUUGAACCCGGUUUCUUGUUCACCAUGGCCAAGCCGAAGGAGCCAGAGCAGUCAGCCAGCACUGAGAGCACCUACAGUCAGUGGCUGUGCAACUUCUCCAAGCAGCAGCGGGAGCUGCUGGAUGGCAGCACGGUGGAGAGCGUGGUGCCGCCGGUGCCCCGCUUCCCCCCAUCACUGCACGACCUGGAGAUCUCUGGCAACAUGAGCGACGACAUGAAGGAGAUCACCAACUGCGUGCGGCAGGCCAUCCGCUCCAGCUCACUGGAGAGGAAGGUGAAAAGCGCCUCCAGCCAGACCGUGGGGCUGGCCCACGUGGGGACGCAGACCAUCCAGACGGUCAGCGUCGGCCUGCAGACUGACCUGCCGCGCGGCAGUGGCGUGCACAGCAAGAGCUGGUCCCCGCGCAGCUCCUCCCUUGUGUCCGUGCGCAGCAAGCAGAUCUCCUCCUCCCUGGAUAAGGUCCACUCCAGGAUCGAGCGGCCAUGCUGCUCCCCAAAAUAUGGCUCUCCAAAGCUCCAGAGGAGGUCUUCCUCCAAGCUGGAUGCCUCCAAGGACAGGAGCCUCUGGAACCUGCACCAGAGCAAGCAGAAUGGCUCUGCCUGGGCCCGCUCUACAACCACCCGCGACAGCCCUGUCCUCAGCAACAUCAACGACGGCUUGUCCAGCUUGUUCAGUGUGGUGGAGCACGCAGGCAGCACUGAGUCCAUCUGGAAGCCAGGCUGCCCUGAGAUCAGCCGGGCCAAGCCCGAAGCACCCAAGUAUGGCCUUGUGCAGGAGUUCUUCAGGAACGUCUGCGGGCGGGCGCAGAGCCCCACUGCCCCCACAGAAAAGAAGGAGGUCACCGGGGAGGAGGGCAGCAAGAGAGCUGAGCACCCCAGCCCAGCCACCCACCACCCAGCCGAAAACAUCUCCCGCGUCUUGAACAAGAAAGUCCUCAAGCAGAGCAGCUGCGAGGACCCCAAGCUCUCGUCCCCCGGCCAGGGGAGUAAGGACGCAGCCCUGCGGGACCCCGACCUCAUCUCGGCCAUAGCUAGCGAGGACACGGCGUGUGACUGCAGCUCCCAAUCCCUUACGUCCUGCUUUGCCCGGCCGUCCCGCUCCACCGUCCGCCAUUCCCCCUCCAAGUGCAAACUGCACCCCGCGGACCCCCCCAGGGUGGAGGAGAAGCUGGGGGCCUCGAGUGAGUGAGGACAGGGGGCAGGGGGACGCAGCGUGCCUGCUAUCCACUCUCCUGCUGGAGGAGCGCCCGCGCUGACACCCCGUGGGGGCCCCUCUCGGAGGCAGCACGGGCGCAUCUGUCUCCUAACCGUCCCCUCGCCCCCGGGGACGCUUACGAAGCAGAUGUGGAGCCAGCAGCAGAGGCUGCCGGCAGCCCCGGGGUGCACGGGGACAUCCUGCCAGGGUGGCUGCUUCACCUCCUGUCUGUGCGGACACCCAAUCCCUCGGAGCCGCUGCCGGCACUGGGGGGUCCUUGCCAGUGCCCACCGCCCUGGGAAUGUCAUCUGAGACCCCGCCAUGCCGAGGGCUUGCCAGGGCCCCGAGAAGGGGAGAGCAGCUGGGGGAGGCUGCUCAUGUUGAUAGGGCAGUGCUGGGGCGAAGCACAGCAGGGACGCCCUAUGGAUGCGAUGGAUGGAGGCAUGAUGCUGUGUUGGCCCCCACAGGCGGAGGGUGCUGGCUCCGGCCCCCACGACCGCUGCCAGUGCUUCCUGCCCUGUCCGAGCUCCAGCGCAUCCCUGCCAGCCCCAGUUCCGGUGCGGUUGCAUCAGCCGCAGGGCUGCAUGUGCUUCCCCGGGCAGGAAGGAGGCAGGGAGGGUCCCUGCGGUCACCCCGGCUGGGCUGGGUGUGGGGGUCCUUCCUAGGCACGCUUCCGUUCUGGGGGGGUGCUGCUGAGGUCCUUCACUGCUGGGAAGGGUCCGGGCAGUUCCCCCCGGCUCCUCCAACUGCAGCGACAGAGGCGCCGUGUGCACAGCAUGGGGAGAGACAGCGUGUGCGUGCGUGGGUGUGCGCACCCGCGUGCGUGCAUAUCUCCUGCCACCAUCCUGAGGGGCCACGGCUGUGCGGCCCCCCCUCCAUUGCACCCACCUCCCUGCCUGGGACCACUUGUAGUUAUUUGGUCCUCCAAGUGCUGAAUAUACAGAAUAUACAUAUUUCUCUCUCUUUUUUUUUUGUUUUUUUUUUGUUUGUUUGUUUUUUCCUCCACUUUUGGCUCUGCCCAACUCCGGACAGCCUGCAAUGUAAAACCAAGUGCAUUUUAAAAAUACCGAAAUGAGCUACACUGGAGAUGCACCAAUUGGAUUAAGAGAUUGUGGGUUGGGAGGCUGCAGCGUGGGCCACGGUCUGUGCCACACAUCCCUCGGUCACUGCCAGAAAAAGCCUUACCCGGGAGGAAGGGGGGCAAUGGCCACAGCCCCGAGGCGGUGCAGAGCUCCCAGGGCUGGGGAGCUGUGUCCCAGCCCCACGCAGAGCAGCGUUGCUGCCCCUGUCAGCCCCAGAAGAGAACAGCAAUUUUAGAGGAGGCUGCCUGACCUAUUUUUGAGCUGCCUGCCAGGGGCCAGGCAGGGUUUCACCCAGAUGGAGCUGCCUGCAGGUGCCUAUGCCUCCUGGGACUCUGUGCUCUAUACAUUGCUCCGGGAGCUCUAUACAUUGCUCCAGGGCCUCUGUGCGUUGCUCUGGGGCUCUGUACACUGCUCCAGGACCUCUGUGCAUUGCUCUGAGUCCCUGUACACUGCUCCAGGGGCUCCCUGUGCUGCUCCAGGGGCUCUGCCCAUUGCCCUGGGGCUGUUUACGCUGCUUUAGGGGCUCUGCGCAGUGCUGUCAUCUUGCAGCUUCGCUUAAAAAAUGCUCCGGCUGCUGAAGCUGCUGCCCCCUCCCGUCCAGCCACACGCUACCCGCAGCAGGCAGGCUGCAUCACUGCCACGUCGCAGCCUCCGUCAGCAUCUCCGCGACAGCCGCUCACUGCCUGUGUCUCCAGACACACCAGCAUCAGCCAGGGCCCAGCAGGCCCAGCACCAAUGGCCUUUUGCUCCUGCGGUGUCUGUCCGGCCCCAUGGGGACCCUCGUCACCUGGGUAUGGGGUGCGCAGGGCAGGCACUGCCAACCCUCACCAGCAGCCGGGGCCAGGCAGCAUCAUUGCCUGCCACGGAGAAGUUGGGUCCCUGCACCCCAGCAGGCACAGCGCUGCUGCGAGCAAUCUCCUGCUGUACAUAGAUCCUUUCGGGGUGGUUUUUAGCAUUUUCAUUGAUAAUUGGGGUUUUGGUUUGGUUUGGUUUGGUUUUAAAGACUCUCUACUUUCGGAAUGUGGUUUUUCAUUUUUACUGCCUUUUAAUUAUUUGUAAUGUUGGUCAGUUCUGUUGUACUCUGUAAAUAGUGGUGCUGGGCAUUACCUGCGGGGCUAGGGGCAGGCAGGGGAUUCACAAAGGCAAUGGGGAAAAUUUGCCUGAGGUGUGGAGGUGGCUGAUUCGGCCCCAGCCCCAGCACAGCCUCUGCCCCCAUCCUCCCCACACGCCAGUGCCUGGCCUGGGGAGAAGCUUUGGGCAAAGCCACGCUUGCCCCUGACCUGUCCUCCUGCUUCCUCUUGUCAGCCCAUGCCAAGGUCGCAUGAAGGGCACCUUCUGCCCCGAUGACAUGCUCCCUACCCGUUCCGUCCUGCACCCCUGUACCAUGCCUGCUUGUCAUGUGAUGAAUAAAGGCCUUGCGACCCCUCACCCAUGCCCUCAGUUCUGCCUUCCCGGGCUGCGGCAGGGGGAC